Molecule: messenger RNA, 894 nt
Organism: Ilyonectria robusta
Lineage: Eukaryota; Fungi; Ascomycota; Sordariomycetes; Hypocreales; Nectriaceae
Product: family 18 glycoside hydrolase
Exons: 1
Coding region: 1-894 (297 amino acids)
Biological process (GO): carbohydrate metabolic process
Cellular component (GO): extracellular region
Molecular function (GO): chitinase activity
Source: RefSeq, a predicted model, not a curated record
AUGCGUCUCGCUAUGCCAGAACCCGUCACCAGCAAGCCCCAUCGCCCUCGGGUUAUUUACUACCACCAGACCCAGUACUCCAAGGGCGAAUACGUCUCCAUCCUCCCCGCUCUCAGGCCCUCGGCUGGUGUUACCCACGUUAUCGUCGCCGCGAUCCACCUCAAUGCGCCCGACAAAAUCAACCUGAACGACCAUCUCUAUGACUCCGAAAGGUUCGACACCUUGUGGGCAGAGGUCCGACAGCUCCAGGCCGCGGGAAUCAAAGUCCUCGGCAUGCUCGGCGGGGCUGCGCAAGGCUCGUAUUCCAGGCUUGACGGCACGCUCGAGGGCUUUCAUAAAUACUACCAACCGCUUCGAAAGAUGAUCGCCUGGGCGGGACUUGAUGGACUGGACUUGGAUAUCGAGGAAGCCAUGUCCCUUGGAGGAGUGGUUCGCCUUAUCGAUCAUCUGAAGACCGACUUUGGACAGUCCUUCCUCGUCACGCUUGCACCCGUCGCGCCGGCCUUGCUAAAUCGACAAAACCUGGGUGGUUUCAACAUCGAAGAGCUGGAAAAGGGCCUGGGAUCACGAAUAGCAUGGUAUAAUACCCAGUUCUACUGUGGCUGGGGCGAUAUGAGCAAGCCACAUGGCUACGACUCCAUCAUUGCGCGAGGGUGGCCACAGGAAAAGAUCGUCGUAGGCCUGGUGACAAACCCUGCCAAUGGCGCAGGGUGGGUCAAAGACGACGAGCUCAGGGCGUGCAUACAAGAGCUACUGACAAGAUAUCCCAGAAUUGGAGGUGUGAUGGGGUGGGAGUACUACAACGCGGUGACGGAAAGCCAUCCUGACGAGGGAAGCCCCUGGAAAUGGGCAGAGAUGAUGAAUGAAAUCCUGAAUUUGGAUUCAAAGGAGUAG